UCCGUUUUCUCGAUCUUUCCAUGGGUCCUCCUCGAUCUCUCUUCUCGAUCUCGAUCUGUUGGAGUUAAGGCGUUUCGCGGUUCAUGGGUCUCAUCAGAACCAUUUCUUUUGGCGUUUUCGUGGAUUUCUUUUUUUCCUGCGGAAUAUUUUGCUUUUGAUUCGGCGGAUUGCAACCGAACUGAUCUUUCUUUGCUCCGGCCGGUACGGAUGAAUCGAAUGUUGAAAUUGUCGCCGUUCCCCUUGGUGAUAAGAUUAUCGAAGCUCUUCAACUGUUUCUGAUAAGUGAAUAGUUUCGGUUUUAUCCAUGGAUUUGAAUCCCUGUCGGCUUUUGAGAUCGUCUGCCGUCUAUGUUUUUUAUUCAAGCUGGGUCUGCUGAAUCUUUCUUCCGGUUUAAGUUAUUUGCUUUUCAGAAUCUGUUCUUGUACCGUCCGCCGGCAUAAAUCUAGUUUUUUUAGCACUGUUAUUACCUCGUGAGUUCAUGUUUGAUUUCACUUCCAGUUUACGCUGAUCCUGAGAUCGAAAUCGUCUUCUUUUCUGUGUCUUUUCAGCUUCUGCGAUAAGAAUUUAUGGUUUCUGUUGUACCCUUAAUGUGCAUUGGUUAACAGUUUCCAGAGGAAAUCCCUUUCCGCACAAAACUAUAUCGGGAUUUUUGUGGCCUAGUUGAGAUUCUUGUCUUUUGGUGUCGAGAAUUCUAGACUUUGGUUGAAUCUAUAAUAGGGUUUCCUCCCGAAUGCAUCAGUUAAUCAACCGUUGGUGUCAUGAUGUUUUGCGUAAACUGGGAUCCUCAUUCUUCGACUCAAUCAUCCAAGACGAUGGAUGAUCCUUCCACUUCCACGAGUGAUUGACAAACUGGUUAUCUUUUCUUUGUUGCGGUCAGCAGGAAAUGCAGAAGGAAAGACGGGUAUUGCCCGUAUCAAGCAGCAGGCCGAGGGUAUCUCCUUACCCGCUUCGAUCUUCUAGGAACAACAAACAAAAGGAACCGGAGUCUCCACUCCAGUCAGAGGGUGCCAAACAAUGGGAGGACGUCCACUGCGUUAUCUGCAUGGAACCGCCCCACAAUGCCGUUCUCUUGCACUGCUCGUCCUUCUCCAAAGGCUGCCGCCCUUACAUGUGCGACACAAGCUCACGCCACUCUAACUGUUUCAAGCAAUACCGGCGGAGCAAUACCACCAGCCGGUACGAGGUCAAGACCCUCAACUGUCCUCUCUGCAGGGGAGAGGUUUACGGGACGAUGAAGGUGACAAGUGCACGGAGGUUCAUGAACGCCAAACCGAGGACUUGUUCGAUAGAAGAUUGCGGUUUCUCCGGGACGUAUUCUCAGCUGAAAACCCAUUUGAAAACUUCCCACCCGGAUUUCACCCCGCCGAAGAUCGACCCGUGGAAACAGUACAUGUGGGAACAGAUGGAGAGGGAGGCGGCAUACAUAGACAUUCUCAGCGCUGCCGAGAUUCAACGUCAGAGGUGGACGGCCGAGCAGAGGGUGGAGAUGAUGCAUCAGCAGCAUCAGAUACCGUUCGGACACUCGGUGUUUCAGGUGAGCCUGGGAGGCGUGGUGGAGGAUCUGUACGGUUCGAGUGUAGGGAGCAGCCAUUCGAGAGCCACUGCUUAUAUUCCCCGACUUGAGUUUCGUGCUACCUUCUGAACCCUGAGGUUGUUUAGGUUUAUACAGCACCAACAUAUUUAAAGUUGUCGUUUUUAUGUGUCUUUCAUCAUUCUUCUCUUA
Messenger RNA from Tarenaya hassleriana, 1723 nucleotides. RefSeq lists its product as uncharacterized. The coding region runs from base 884 to 1642 and encodes 252 amino acids. The record is from RefSeq and is a predicted model, not a curated record. The transcript is spliced from 2 exons. NCBI's taxonomy places the organism in Eukaryota, Viridiplantae, Streptophyta, Magnoliopsida, Brassicales, Cleomaceae.